AUGUAUUAUGAAGAUUUAUUUAAACCUGGAACAGAACCUGUUAAACUUAUUAUAACAAAUUUAAAUGAUUCAAUAUCAGAUAAAAUUUUUUAUGAAUAUUUUUCAAGAUGGGGACAGAUAGGAAGUUUUAAAGUAAUGAGAGAUAUUAAAACAAAUCUUUGUCGUGGAUUUGGAUAUAUUACAUAUACUACUAAUACAUCAGCAAUAAAAUGUUUUCAUGAUAAUCCUCAUUCUAUUGGAAGUAAUAAAGUAAAUGUUUCUACAUUUAGAAUUGGUAAAACAAAUAUAGAUGAGGUAAUUGAUAAAAUGGAUAGUACUUGCAUAAUGUUAUCAUAUCCAUUAUCAUAUAGAAAAUUAAAAGAAGAAAAAGUAAAAGAAUAUUUUUCCAAAUAUCCUUCUUUCAAAUGUAUAGUUGAGGGAGGGUAUGGAUGUAGUUUUGUAUAUUUUAAUGAUCCAAAAGAUGUAAAUUUUAUUAUCUGUCAAGGUAAACUUACAAUAGAUGGUUGUAGUGUUAUCAUAAAAAAAGCCAUUAAGAAAGAGGCACUUUUACGAGAACAACAUAAGGAAGAUUGCAAAAUAACAAAAAUAGUUUAG
This is a messenger RNA of Strongyloides ratti, 594 nucleotides long. RefSeq names its product RNA recognition motif domain and Nucleotide-binding, alpha-beta plait domain-containing protein. The coding region runs from base 1 to 594 and encodes 197 amino acids. The transcript has 2 exons. Gene Ontology annotation, molecular function: RNA binding. Lineage: Eukaryota; Metazoa; Nematoda; Chromadorea; Rhabditida; Strongyloididae. The record is from RefSeq and is a predicted model, not a curated record.